AUGGCUGGUUUAGUUUUAUGUGAACCAACAGAGCUUUACAAUAUCUUGAAUCAGGUCACAAAACUGUCCAGAUUGACUGAACCCAACUAUCUCUGUUUAUUGGAUGUGCGUUCCAAACGGGAGUAUGAUGAAAGCCAUGUGAUUACAGCCCAUCGAGUAAAGAAGAUGGCAAAUGAAUAUCUUAUCCCAGCGUCUGUGGAUCUAGAGUGUGUAAAGUACUGUGUGGUGUAUGAUAACAAUACCAGGUCCCUGGGGAUAAUCCUAAAAAAUGAAGAUGAUGACAACUCUGACAGUAGUGGAAAAGAACUGGUGCUCGGAGCUGCUGUUGAGUGUGGCAGAGCCAUAGCCCACCUCACCCGCAACCCCAUCCUCAUCCUGAAAGGGGGCUACGAGUGCUUCUCCGCCAUGUACCACUUCUUCCGGACGCAGAAGAUCAUCUGGAUGCCACAAGAACUGGAUGAAUUUCAGCCAUACCCUGUUGAAAUAUUGCCAGGCAGGCUCUACCUGGGCAAUUUCAGGCAAGCCUGCGACCCUAAAAUUCAGAAGGAUUUGAAAAUCAAAGCACAUGUCAAUGUCUCCAUGGAGACAGGACCAUUUUUUGUAGACGAUGCUGACAAGCUUCUGCACAUCUGGAUAGAAGACUCCCUGGAAGCCAGCAUUUUCCCCUUUCUGCGCCACCUCUGUCACUUCAUUGAUAUCCACCUCGAACUUGGCUCUGUCAUCCUGGUAUUUUCCACUCUGGGCAUCAGUCGUAGCUGUGCAGCCAUCUUGGCCUACCUCAUGCACCAGAAUCAGCAGACCUUGAAGAGGUCCUGGGCCUAUGUCAAGAAGUGCAAAGACAACAUGCGUCCAAAUCGGGCCUUGGUGGCUCAGCUGUCGGAGUGGGAGACGAUUGUCCUUGGAGACUUUGUCACAGAUAUCUCAGAUCCACUCUAUUGA
Molecule: messenger RNA, 939 nt
Organism: Molossus molossus (Pallas's mastiff bat)
Lineage: Eukaryota; Metazoa; Chordata; Mammalia; Chiroptera; Molossidae
Gene: STYXL1
Product: serine/threonine/tyrosine interacting like 1
Exons: 8
Coding region: 1-939 (312 amino acids)
Biological process (GO): positive regulation of intrinsic apoptotic signaling pathway; negative regulation of cytoplasmic stress granule assembly; protein dephosphorylation
Cellular component (GO): mitochondrion
Molecular function (GO): protein tyrosine/serine/threonine phosphatase activity; protein phosphatase inhibitor activity; pseudophosphatase activity
Source: RefSeq, a predicted model, not a curated record